AUGAGCGGAAAGUGGUUCAAAGUGGACCCGGGCGCUAUCGAGGAGCGCGGGGGGAGGCUGGUGGACCGAGAGGAGGAAGGACUUCCUCGAUCGUUUGAUCAGUCGGUGUGUUUAUACACAUUAGCAUCACAAAGAUGCGGUCUCGGUCCGAGCUUCCUUUUUUUUGGUAGAGUUAAUCUCUCGCGAAAAAAAUUCACUAAGGGCGGAAAAAGAAACGGAUUCGAACAAAAAGUUGAAAUUUUUAAUUCGCUGGUGCGCGGGGAGCAGGGUGGGGGCAGGUCGUGGCAGCGCCGUCGGCCGUGCGCCGGGCGCCGGCGUAGUCUCGCGCAGGCCUUCGCGGAGAGCGAGCCGCUCCGGUGUGUACAUUGCCGCGCGUGUGUAGCCCCGAGCCCUGCCCGCCGCCCGUCCCGCGCAAUGGUGCUGUCCGCGUGCGUGCGCGCCUCCUCGCGCCCCUUCUGCACCUCCUACGAAGAGUCGGGUGAUCUUAUCAAGUCGCCCUCGCCGCCGCCCAGUCAUGACGGUUCGGCGAGCGGCGAAGGCAGCGGCGACGAGCGCGCGUCUCCCGCGGCGCUGGCGCUGCCGAUGCCGCGCGCGCACGCCGUGUCCGCCGCCUCCGCCGCCACCGCCGCCGUGCUGAGCGCGGCUGGCGCAGGAAAUGCUUUGGCCCAGUUACAGCAUUUACUGCUCACGCAACACGGCGCGCAUUCACUACUUCUACACACACAAGUGCAACAAGCAGUCGCACAAGCCGCAGCGCAACAGUUGCAACAACUUCAAGCGCGAGCAAAUGCCAGUCAGCCAUCUAUCGAAGCAAGAUCACCUUCCCCGCGCGGUUCUCCUCCCGGCGCCGCAGCAUUCCUGACGCCGCACACGCCCGGGCCCGGCCGCGCGCGCUCGCCGCACACGCACCACCACGCCCACGCGCUGCACACGCACGCGCACGCGCACUCGCCGCACCACGCGCACGCGCAGGCACAGGCGCAGGCGGGACACUCGCCACUCCACGCGCACGCGCACAAGCCACGCGCGCUGGAUCCGGCCGACGACACUGCAGAUCUAGAAGAACUCGAACACUUCGCCAAGACCUUUAAACAACGCAGAAUAAAACUUGGUUUUACGCAGGGCGACGUAGGCCUCGCGAUGGGCAAGCUAUAUGGAAAUGAUUUUUCUCAAACUACUAUAUCAAGAUUCGAGGCGUUGAAUCUCAGCUUCAAAAAUAUGUGCAAAUUAAAGCCGCUCCUGCAGAAGUGGCUCGAGGACGCGGACUCGUCUAUGAGCGGGGGUGGCGGCGGCGCCACGCUCGGCGCCGGCCUGGCCGAGGCGGUGGGGCGCCGCCGCAAGAAACGCACGUCCAUCGAGUCUGGCGUCCGCGUCGCGCUUGAAAAAGCUUUUCUUCACAAUCCUAAGCCCACUAGCGAGGAGAUCGCCGCAUUGGCAGAUUCGCUGUGCAUGGAAAAGGAGGUUGUACGCGUCUGGUUUUGCAACCGGAGACAGAAGGAGAAACGUAUCAACCCGCCAGCGGGCGAGGUUGGCGGUGCGUCGUCGCCCGGCGGCGGCGGGUCGCUGCUGCCGCUGACGCACCCGCUAGCGCACGCACUGCCAGCGCACGCGCACUUGCACGCGCACGCGCCGGCACACGCGCACGCGCACGCGCACGGGCCGGCGGCGGCUCACGCGGCGCUGCAGGCCGCCGCGCUGCAACCGCUGGCGCUGCUGGCGCGCACCCCGCGCGAC
Brenthis ino (lesser marbled fritillary) is the source of this 1734-nucleotide messenger RNA. The record is from the annotation of a GenBank genome assembly. NCBI's taxonomy places the organism in Eukaryota, Metazoa, Arthropoda, Insecta, Lepidoptera, Nymphalidae.